Panonychus citri (citrus red mite) is the source of this 1514-nucleotide messenger RNA. RefSeq names its product myophilin-like. Bases 202 to 1110 code for a protein of 302 amino acids. Gene Ontology annotation, biological process: actomyosin structure organization. NCBI's taxonomy places the organism in Eukaryota, Metazoa, Arthropoda, Arachnida, Trombidiformes, Tetranychidae. The transcript has 7 exons. The record is from RefSeq and is a predicted model, not a curated record. Gene Ontology annotation, molecular function: actin binding.
UCUCUCUCUCUCACUCUGUCCUCUCCCCCUUUUCUCUCUCUCAUCUAAACAGAUCCAUCGCUUAUUUUUAGCAUUAGUGCCUUACGAGCUUCCACAACGAAUCAUCCUCUCUGAACUCUUUCAUUUUUACUCCUCUGUGUCUUGUGAUAACUUUACUUUCCCAGUUAAUUCAUCAAAAACAAACGACAACAAUCAACCCAAAUGGCCAAUCGAGUCGGACCUCGUGGAAUAACUUUCCUUGGAGCUGAAAAGCAUAUUCGAGAAGGUAAACGGGACAAGUUUGCCGAAUCUGAGAUCGGUCUUUGGAUCGAAGCUGUUCUCGAGGACUGUAUUCCUCCAAAACCAUUCGAAGAACUUUUCAAAGAUGGUGUUUUACUCUGCAGAGCAAUGAACGUUUUAAGACCUGGAUCAAUCUCGAAGAUCCAGAAGCCUUUUACCAAAGAUGCUCAUAUGGCCAAUUUGAACGCUUUUCUCGAUGCCUGUCGGUCCUUUGGUAUCCCUGCCGAUGAAUUAUUCGCACCCGAAGAUCUUUGGGAAGCAAAGAACAUCCCCAAGGUUGUUCUUACCAUGUUAUCUAUUGGAAAGAAAUUGUACGAUUCUGGAUGGGAAGGAGCGUCUUUGGGCCCAAAACCAACUGGAGAGAUCAAAGAUUGGCCAGAACAAGUUCUUCGAGCCAGCGAAGCAAUCAUCCCGGCUCAGUAUGGAACUAACAAAUUCGCCAAUCAAAAGGGAGUUCGUAUUGGUGGUGCUCGAGACAUAACACCAAAGGUUUCCGAUAAGACGAACAAGGAAAACAUGAAGGAAUGGUCAGAACAACAAUUGAGAGCAUCCGAAUCGAUUAUCCCGGCUCAAUAUGGAACAAAUAAAUUUGCCACCCAAAAAGGCUACAGAAUCGGUGCAAGUCGGGAUAUUAUGCCAAAAGUUUCGGACACUUCGAACAGAGAAAACUGGAGGCAAUGGUCAGAUGAACAGUUGAGAGCAAGUGAAGCAAUUGUACCACUUCAAUAUGGAACCAAUAAACUCGCUUCUCAAAAAGGCAUUCGAUUUGGUGGUGCUCGUGACAUCUUGCCCAAUGUUCAAUACAAAUCAACCGAUAAGCCUGAGGAAUAAUUGUCUUAACCACAAUCAAACUGUUAAUUAUAACAAUUAUCACCAAAGAGCAAAAAUAAAGAGAAACUAACAAUUUCAAUCAAUCAGCUUGUUAAGAUCAAUCAAUGGAUGAAAAUUAAAACCAAUCGACAAUAUUGAUGGAAACAAAUAUCCGAAAUUUAAUAAUAUUCAAUGAUAAAAAUUAAUACUUUUCAUUCAAUACAAUCAAUUUAUUGGAUAAUCACAAUUAUAUUUAAGAAAUAAGAAGACAAGUCCAUCAUUGUCAACAAUCAGUUUUAAUUGCUUUCGAAAGUCUUAAACUGACCAUUUAAUUUUCUGUUUUGCCUUAAUGUUUACCUGUUAUCUGAAAACAAAGAUUGUAAUCGAUUAAAUCAAGUGAACAAUUAAAAAAGUCACAAAAGUAA